This is a messenger RNA of Echinops telfairi (small Madagascar hedgehog), 2134 nucleotides long. It is a transcript of the gene HNRNPUL2, whose product is annotated as heterogeneous nuclear ribonucleoprotein U like 2. NCBI's taxonomy places the organism in Eukaryota, Metazoa, Chordata, Mammalia, Afrosoricida, Tenrecidae. The transcript is spliced from 15 exons. The record is from RefSeq and is a predicted model, not a curated record. Bases 1 to 2049 code for a protein of 682 amino acids. Gene Ontology annotation, cellular component: membrane. Gene Ontology annotation, molecular function: protein binding.
AUGGGCGCCAAAGAACCGAUUUUGGACGACGAGGAGGAGGACGAGGACGAGGAGGAGGACGAAGAGGCCCUGCUGGAGGACGAGGACGAAGAGCCACCUGCCGCCCAGGCUUCGGAGCUGGCCGCGCAGCCGCCGCCGGAGCCCCCGGAGGCGGCAGCCGGAGAGGCCUCGGCCGAGCCCGCUGCUUCGGAGCAGCCGGCGGAGGCCCCCGCCGGGUCAGGCGGGGUAAAUGGUGGCGAAGAGCAGGGCACCGGCAAGGGGGAAGGAGACGAGCCCGAGGAGCGGAGCGGGGACGAGGCGCCGGGAUCGGAGGCGCCGGGUGACCAGGCCGCGGAGGAACAGGGAGAUGACCAAGAUAGUGAGAAGUCAAAACCAGCAGGCUCAGAUGGUGAGCGGCGGGGGGUAAAGAGACAGCGGGAUGAGAAGGAUGAGCACGGUCGAGCUUACUAUGAGUUCCGAGAGGAGUCUUACCACAGCCGCUCAAAGUCCCCACCACCCCCUGAAGAAGAGACAAAAGAGGAGGAGGAAGAUGAGACCCUUGUGAACCUGGACACGUAUACCUCGGAUCUCCAUUUCCAAGUGAGCAAAGACCGCUAUGGAGGCCAGCCACUCUUCUCUGAGAAGUUCCCCACCCUUUGGUCCGGGGCGAGGAGUACGUACGGCGUCACGAAGGGCAAAGUCUGCUUUGAAGCCAAGGUAACCCAGAAUCUCCCCGUGAAAGAAGGCUGCACAGAGGUUUCUCUGCUUCGAGUUGGGUGGUCUGUUGAUUUUUCUCACCCACAACUUGGUGAGGAUGAAUUCUCGUACGGUUUUGAUGGACGAGGCCUUAAGGCAGAAAAUGGGCAGUUUGAAGAGUUUGGCCAGACGUUUGGGGAGAACGAUGUCAUUGGCUGCUUUGCUAAUUUUGAGACUGAAGAAGUAGAGCUCUCCUUCUCCAAGAACGGGGAAGACCUAGGUGUGGCAUUCCGGAUCAACAAGGAAUCCCUGGCCGACCGGGCCCUCCUCCCCCAUGUCCUCUGUAAAAAUUGUGUUGUAGAAUUAAACUUUGGUCAGAAGGAGGAACCCUUCUUCCCAGCACCAGAAGCGUUUGUGUUCAUCCACGCUGUGCCUGUGGAGGAGCGGGUGCGCACAGCCGUCCCCCCCAAGACCAUGGAGGAGUGUGAGGUGGUCAUGAUGGUGGGACUCCCUGCGUCUGGAAAGACCCAGUGGGCACUGAAAUUCGCAAAAGAGAACCCUGAGAAAAGAUACAAUGUUCUGGGAGCGGAGACUGUGCUCAGGCAAAUGAGGAUGAAGGGGCCUGAGGAACCAGAGAUGGACCCCAAAAGUCGAGACCUUUUGGUUCAGCAAGCCUCCCAGUGCCUUAGUAAGCUGGUUCAGAUCGCUUCCCGGACAAAGAGAAACUUCAUCCUCGAUCAGUGCAAUGUGUACAACUCCGGCCAGCGGCGGAAGUUGCUGCUGUUCAAGACCUUCGCUCGCAAAGUGGUGGUGGUCGUCCCCAACGAGGAGGAUUGGAAGAAGAGGCUAGAGUUGAGGAAGGAAGUGGAGGGCGACGACGUGCCUGAGUCCAUCAUGCUCGAGAUGAAAGCCAACUUCUCUCUGCCUGAGAAAUGUGACUACAUGGACGAAGUGACCUACGGCGAGCUGGAGAAGGAGGAAGCGCAGCCCAUCGUCACCAAGUAUAAGGAGGAGGCGAGGAAGCUGCUGCCGCCCUCCGAGAAGCGGACUAACCGCCGCAACAACCGUAACAAGCGCAACCGGCAGAACCGAAGCCGAGGCCAAGGCUAUGUGGGCGGGCAGCGCCGCGGCUACGACAACCGGGGCUACGGGCAGCAGUACUGGGGGCAGUCUGGAAACAGAGGGGGUUACCGACAUUUCUAUGAUCGCUACCGGGGGGACUCGGACCGAUACUACGGGCGGGAUUAUGAGUACAACAGAUACAGAGACUAUUACAGACAGUACAAUCGGGACUGGCAGGGCUACUACUACCACCAUCCCCAGGACAGAGACCGGUACUACAGGAACUACUACGGCUACCAGGGGUACCGGUGAAGCCACGGAGCUGAAUCUCUGGGGGGGCCAGGCACCUCCGAAAACACAACCAAGGAAAACAGGGGCUGUCGGGGUGGGGCUGAGC